GUACAUAGAGUUAUUGUAUUCUUGAGCGUGGGGUGCGCCGUGCGUCAAGUUUUGUAGUUUACUUGACAAUUCACAUUUUUGUAGAAACGCGAAGCUGGAAGGUCGUCAAAACUUCAACGUUGUUGAAUUUACAAAUAUUAAUUAAUAUUAUUAUUACUUUGUUAUUCCUACACCAAAGUUUUCGUUUAAAAGCAGUGGAAAUCGUGACAUUAAAAUUGAUUAAUACUUUUAAUACAAAGUCAUUAAGUGUUCUUUAAAAUGGCAUUAAAGUUUUAUGUUAUUUUUGCAUUUUUAUGUAUCGUGCCCAUAAUAUACGCUUGUAACGAAGCGAUAUGUGCAAGUGUUGUUUCCAAGUGUAUGCUUACUCAAUCUUGCAAAUGUGAUCUCAAAGAUUGUACUUGCUGUAAAGAGUGCUUUAACUGCCUCAGCACUUUGUACUAUGAAUGCUGCAGCUGUGUUGAUAUGUGUCCUAAACCAAAUGACACUCAAAUUGAGCUUUCCAAAUCAUCAUAUGUUGAGGAGUUGCCAGACAAUGUACCAGGCUUGUUUGCUGCCCUAACUGGAGAACCUGACCCUCAGCAAAGAUGGUUGUCCAUAACAUAUCCUGUAGACCUUGAUAUCUCUGCAUUCCAACCAGCUGCAGAGAGGCAGUUGGUGUAUCAUCUCCAAAGUGUGGAACAAGAUUCAGAGCCGGUUAGUCGUGAUAUUCUCACUUUUAACUGCACUGUGGCAUACAUGUCUCAAUGCAUGUCCUGCUCCAAAUGUAAGGCGUCUUGCAGAUCAAUGGGCUCAAAUAGCUUUAGAUGGUUCCACGAUGGAUGCUGCGAGUGCGUGGGCGAUAAAUGUAUAAAUUACGGGAUAAACGAGAGCAGAUGUCUGGCAUGUCCAGGUGGUCUAGAGACUCCAGAGACAGCGGUAGAUGACGACCUCAGUUACGACGAUCUCGACUAUGGAGAGGAAGUCGACGCCCAAUCUGUUUGAAGUAUCAAUUAAGCUAAUAAAUAGAGAGCUUUAAUUUUACCGUGACCUAUUUAGCCAUUCACAAGAUAUACUUACGUAUUAUUUACGAAUAUGAGACAAGAAGAAAUGACGUCUUUAAUAUUUUUUAGAUUAUUUUUAAAAUUACAAUGUAAUGAGCCAUGUUUCUGUGCGAGCUAACAGUUUCAUCUUUCAAGAAAAGGGCGUACUAAUUCUUAAAUGGCAAGGCAAUUCGAGCCUUUUGUCAAUGUGUGUGUGUGGGCGUCGGUAUCACUUAACAUCAGGUUUACUCCGUUCUAUGAAGAUAAUGGUUAUAAGAUGGAAAGAUUAGUUCGCGCGACGACUGGGAUCUGAAAUCCCUUGUACCGUUUCCCUCUUUCAUCACAGCGUAUACACAACUUGAUAGAAAGAGACGAAAGAGUACUGGGGGACUCUGCAAUUAGGCUUUUUCUGUACGGAGACGUAUCUGAUAAUUAAUUGCCCGUACUAUAAACAAACUCAAAAUUGGUAAUGCUAAUGAAAGCUGUCAAACCCUCUUUUAUUUAUAAAGUUAGACAUAUUUACCAGUACUCAAAAAGAGAUUGUGACUCAAGAUAUACGAUUUAAAACAUGGGCCGUAGUGUUUUUGAAUAAAGCUCCAGAAAUCAGAAAGUGUUAGUGUAAAAUAUUUUUUCUAAAAUGUAAUUUUGACGUUCACGAUGAGAUUAUUACUUCCAUAUGGUCCAAAUUUUUAUACUCAAUAAUCACAAAUCCAGUUAUUAUGUUAAUUUAUAGAUAUAAGUUAAAAUCAAGAGAUUCGGAACAAACUCUUUACUUGUAUUAUUAAUAUUUAACUUUUAAUAAGUACUUCGAAGCGUAGAAUAGAUGUAAUGUAAUAUAAUGACUUUUGUCGAUUGACUCCCAACAUUUAAUACACAUGACAAAUAUAUAAGGAAUGAUUUCAUUAUCAUGUAACACAUUUAUUUCCAUUACCCGUCCAGCCGCAUUUACCCAUUUCGCUAUUUGAGAAGAUUAAAAACCAUUUCAUAUUAUUCAUUAGAGACUGUGGAACCUUAAUUAUUCUGUUAAUUGUUAGCUUUAAUGUCUAAUGUCAGAAAAACCCCGCCAAAACGUUACUCUAUGCAAAAUGGUGUCGCACUCUGCUGUAACAAAAGUUAAGCGUUUUACGUGUCAAUUGUCAUUCUUUAAUCACACGAAUACACUUAUAUUUCGAUAUAAAAGUCUCCAAAAUUAAAGCCCAAUGUAAUUUAGAUAAGUGAAGACAUUAUUCACUAACUACUAAAUCUAAUCUAUGGACGUUUUGUGUCACGUGACUGACGGAUAAAAACCCUUCACUUGUCUCACCCCAGAGGGCACCAAAGUACUUUCUAUGUGCGCAUUUAACGUGUAUCAGGCACAGAAAGCUGAUCGGUUGUCUAUUAAUAUAAAUGAUCACGAAAAGAUACAGAAAAGAACACAGAAAAAAGGUCGAGCCACUGGUUUAGAUCACACAUAUUUAGCUUUAACAAUAAUACCAGGACUCUAAUACUUUAAAAGUAUUAACAUGGAGUCCGUAAAAUCGCUAGUUGAAAGAUGUAUAUUUUGGUUUGUUACAACUGACGUAACGCUGGCAAUAUUUUUUUUUAAUAUCCACUUCAUUCAUAAAAGCUUAAUCAGACUCAUUGCACGCUUAAAUAAAGCACUCUUUCUCAUUCUGACAUUGUGUUGACGCUGUGAAGAAGAGAUUUGAGUUCUUUACUUAAAAUCGUGCAAUACGCUAAUUUAUUUAAGAAUAAGAGAUGUUUAAAUAUAAUUUAUUAUUGAUUUUAACCUAAAUUAAGUCGACAUUAAAUCUCAAAUAUUUAAUUUAAAAAUUCAGAAAUGUUAUUAAUAUUUAUUAUAAAACAUAUAGGAAAUAAUAAUUUGUUGCACCAUGAAAUCAACUCUGAUUGUGUGUGGGUGUGUGUGUGGUGAUUCAGGUGUCUAUGGGCGGCGGUUAUGACUUUAUUCAAAAAUCCAAUUAGUAUUUUGCCUCCUAUCCCAUAAAAAAGUGAUCCUUCUUGAAACUUGACGUUUAAAAGCCAUUUUGCCAAUACUUAUAUAUAUUUUUUGUAAGAGAAAAUAUUGCUAUUACUAAUACAAAACAAAGAAUCUAAAGAAUGUCUAAGUAUCUGUUAUACCGGUUUUAAUACGAAACGUAAUUAUUAAAUAAAAUUUUUACGAUGUUUUAGUCAUGUGUAAUUGAUGUAAUUUGAUAAAUAAAUUUAUUAUUAAGUUAGCAAAUUUCCGUCCGUGAAUUAAUCUUAGUGUUAAGUAAUAUAUUUUUUUAAAGCGAGAUUCUAAUCUCCAAGUGCCAAUUGUCAUGUACAAAUUAUUGCCAUUUAAAAAUCAUAAAUAUUGCAAUAUGCAAUAAGUGCCUUAUUAGUUUACCUUUGUAUAUGACGUAAUAAAUCGUUUGUAAUCA
Molecule: messenger RNA, 3421 nt
Organism: Pieris brassicae (large cabbage white)
Lineage: Eukaryota; Metazoa; Arthropoda; Insecta; Lepidoptera; Pieridae
Gene: cv
Product: protein twisted gastrulation
Exons: 5
Coding region: 259-981 (240 amino acids)
Biological process (GO): regulation of BMP signaling pathway
Source: RefSeq, a predicted model, not a curated record